Molecule: messenger RNA, 1605 nt
Organism: Aspergillus thermomutatus
Lineage: Eukaryota; Fungi; Ascomycota; Eurotiomycetes; Eurotiales; Aspergillaceae
Product: putative MFS multidrug transporter
Exons: 6
Coding region: 1-1605 (534 amino acids)
Biological process (GO): basic amino acid transport; transmembrane transport
Cellular component (GO): fungal-type vacuole membrane
Molecular function (GO): basic amino acid transmembrane transporter activity
Source: RefSeq, a predicted model, not a curated record
AUGGUGGCUGAACCACAAAGAGAGGCAUCGCCUUCUGAGGCCACACCGUUGAUAGAGCAUCCGCCCACGGAUCACGAUGAAACGCAGAUAGGGCCUUCGUUUCUCAGAGGAACGGUCAUCACUAUCACUGUGGGCCUGUUGCUGUUUAUUCAAUCCACAAACAUAUCAAUGUUGACCACGGCUCAAUCGGAUAUCGCAGAAGAUCUCGACGCCUUCUCGGAAACAACAUGGUUCAACUCAGCGUACCUGAUCGCAAUGUCCAGUGUCUCUCCUUUAGCUGGACGUCUCUGCCAGAUCUUCACGGCCCGUAAUUAUAAUCUUUUCUCUGUGACGAUAUUAUCCCUUGGUCUCUUUGUUACUGCGGUCUCUCGAAGCCUGCCGGUCUUUCUUUUUGGACGUGCACUAUCUGGCUGUGGCAGUGCGGGCGUUAUGGUCACCUCCUUCAUUCUCAUACUUGACCUUACAAGCAAGAAGAGAAGAGGUCUCUUCAUUGGCUUGCUGAACGUCGGAAUGACGACGGGAAUCUCUUGUGGUGCGGUGCUUGCCGGAUUGCUGACGCCAGUCUUCGGAUGGCGUCUGAUCUUCUGGGUUCAAGCACCCGCUUCUUUGAUACUCGGGUUGGUCGAGUUUUUCGCUGUCCCCGUCAACGAGAGUACUUCAAUGAGUUUGGAGGCCCGUUCUCCUUGGCAUAAACUAGCCAAAGUCGAUUAUGCGGGUGCAUUGACUCUGACGACCUCGGUAUUUCUGCUGCUCUUCAGCCUGGCUUCGCCGAACUCGGAUGUCACAAUCACGCCUCUGAUCUUGAGCUUCGUCUUUUUCGCGGUUUUCCUUCUUAUUGAGUCGAAGUUUACAUCAGAGCCGAUCAUCCCCAUUGAUGUGCUCAAAGCGAGAAGCGUACUGGCUACCUGCCUAGCAGCACUCAUCUCGAUGAUGGCCCGCUGGUCUGUUCUCUUUUUCACGCCAGUGUAUGCGAUGGCGGUUCGACAAUGGUCUCCCGCCUCCGCAGGGUUGAUCCUAGUUCCAACGAACGCAGGGUUCGGCCUUGGAGGCCUCUCAACGCUGAUAGUUUUCUUGCUCUUUGCGUUGACAAACUUUAUAUUGGCCAUACUGUCGACGCCUUCUUCACCUACCAUCGCCUACGUCGUCUCGACCUUUUUUAAUGGCCUUUUCAUCGGCGCUUCGAUGAACUAUGCAUUGUCUCAUAUGCUACACCUUACCAAUCCAAGCGUACACUACAUUGUGACCUCCCUAUUAGGCAUGUUCCGUGGUUCUGCUGGAAGUUUCGGAUCGGCCAUUGGCGGCGGCUUCUUUCAGCGGGAGCUGAAGAGAGCGCUUGAGAAGGGAUUUGAUGAGCACGGCCUUUCCGCGAAAGAUGACCUUGUUCGUAAACUUUUGGGAAGCCCCGCGUUGGUGAGGAAUCUGAGCGGACUGGAGAAAAAGGUGGCCAUUCAAAGCUAUGAGCACGCAGUCAAGCUUUUGAUCCUGGGCGGCUGCGUCCUAGCUCUCAUAGCGGCAAUCAUCCAAGCAUGUACAGGCUGGACAGCACCUCAUGAGGUCGAGAAAGAUGUCCGUGAUGAUCUGGAGGGCAGACUUGAUCGGGAAUAG